UAUUUUUACUACUAUUUUAAUAUUCCAUAAACAAUUUGUAAAUUUAAAAUGGUGUUAAUUAGUGCUAGUGAUGCUCUUAUAUUGGUGCUGCUGCUAGCUUGUGUGCCCAUACAAAUGUGGCUCCAGCACCAAACAUCUCAAUCCUCAACCCCGGACUCAAGAGAUGGCGAGGUCAUUGCUCUUGUCAGAGAAUUUUGCAAAACAGUCCAGCGGUAUAUGUCCCCACACUACUGGUCUACAUUGCUUCUCUACUCCACCACAUCUCUCUACAAGUUUAAAGACAAAGAUGUGUUGGAGUAUGCACGUCUCUCCUACGAACAGCUCUCAGACACUCCUGAGGAGGAGGGCGAAUGUCCGGCUGUGGAGGUGAUAAGACUCAAACAUCCGGAAGGUUACUAUGGCAGCAGUGUUCACCAGCGCAGGUACCGCACUGGACACAUACACUUCAGAGUUGGCCAGGUGGUGCGACACACUCAGUUCGGCAUCAAGGCAGUCAUUAUUGGAUGGGAUGAAACUUGUCAGGCUCCUCGAGAAUUCAUCGAGGAAGCUUAUCCUAAAGAACUGGCUGCGGAGGUGUGCCAGAAGGCCAACUACGCAGUGCUGAUGGACCUCAACGACUUCCCCUCCACCGCCGUGCAGUACUUCGCUCAGCAGCACAUGGAGCUCGUCACCAACGAGAAGGUUGUGAAUCCGCACACGGAGAAAUACUUCUCACACUUCGAUGGUUCGAGGUACUUGCCUGCACCCUGGCUUGCUGCGAUGUACCCUGAAGACUAAGAAAGACACCGUCUUCAAUAUCUUUAAUAAUAAAAAUUAUAAUAAAAUUCAUGGGUAAGGAUACUUGCAAAGGUUAUUUUUUGGUUUGAACUGAUAGAGGAAAAAUUGACGUGACCUGCUGAAUUUUUCUUCACGAUGAUCGAAAAAUAUUCUUUUCAUUGAUCCUAAUCCAACUUGUGGUUUAAAAUUUGCCUCAAUAGCUUCAUCAUCGUGCGGCACACUUGGCAUGUGACAUCUCGGGAUAUGCAAUGCUAUUUAAUGCAGAUUUUUUCCUGAUCCGGUUCAAUUCUUGGAUCAAUUGUCAACAUCAAUUAAAAUAAAAGUAUUUUAUCUUGUAUACUACAUUCAAUUUUUAUCAAUCAGCAUUCAUUAAUUUUGCACAGAUUAUUCUUCUGCAGCAAUAAUUGAUAUACAAUCUUCUUCAUAAUUGGUGCUGCCUUGAGAAGAAUGGAUGCGGUGUUCCAGAUAGGCCGUAUAUUUUUAAUGCACACAGCCCUGUCGUUGUGCGGCGUCUAGUCACGUUUUUAUUACUCGAUAGCUCAUAUCUGGAUCUUAUAUUAAUAUUUGUGCCUACGUCAGUUAGGCAAAUCUGCUCUCGUAUCAUGGGGGGAAUGCGCCUUUAGAAGACUUUCUUGGGUAUGCAGGUUGGUUUGUAUUUCACAGUUGAUUGUUUUUAGCGCAAUCUUAUUUUCCUAUCUAAAACGAUGGCAUUUAGAUUCACUAGUUAUUUUGACAGUACACAUUCAAUUUGUUCUUUAUUAAAUGCACAAGUUUUAUUUGAGUGCAAGGCUUGACCAGAGGAACCGGAAUUCAGUAGUUAAUUUCACUCUUAACUUAUUGAUUCUCACCAUAACCCUGUAGGUUUGCAAAUUUUUGUACUUACUCUCGACGGCAUUUAUUUUGUAAUUAUUCAUUGCUGAAUAAGAAAAUAUCGUCAGUAAACGUUCGCAACUGAUGAAUCAACGUGCAACGCACGUUCAAAUAUACGUUUGUUUGUAUGUCCAUUUUUAAUACAUUUCACAAUCUUACUGCUCA
Molecule: messenger RNA, 1812 nt
Organism: Hyalella azteca
Lineage: Eukaryota; Metazoa; Arthropoda; Malacostraca; Amphipoda; Hyalellidae
Exons: 7
Coding region: 49-777 (242 amino acids)
Molecular function (GO): DNA binding
Source: RefSeq, a predicted model, not a curated record